GCUGCCAUCAGCUGGUAAAAAGAUGAAAUAGCAGGGUCCACGAAACAAGGAAGUGACUGAAAGUGCAAGUGAACAGCAGUUAGAGCUCAUCGAGAACAAACUCUUAUUUUCACAUUAAUUCCAGAAAUUAUCUGCAGGAUAUUCACUGACUCUGAAAGGAGUAUAUCUGUAGACAAUCCUCACCCCAUGAAAACAGACGAAUAAAAUAAAGGUUAAAACACAAGAGGAAGCAAAUGGCUGAAUCUUCACAACCAACAAAAGGCAGAAAAAGGAAGAUCAUGAGUGAAACACAUACAUUGAGCAAGUCUGAGGUGACUCAGUCAGCAGUGGCAAGGAAAAACUCCCUAGAAUGGAAGGAAGAAACCUUGAGAGGAACCAGACUCAAAGGGGAACCCAUCCUCAUAUGGGUGACACAGUGGAGGGUGUGAUUAUAAAUAUACAGUCAAACAAAUGAUGUAUUGAUGUAAAAGACCACAUGGAGUUCACAUCUCCUCUUUAGUAUCGCAGAGUCUAACUGAAGCUGGUACAUCUCUAGAUGCCUCAGGAUUCUCACAGAGUCAGCCUCAUCUCAGUCUACAUCGCACGGAAGACAAUCGGAGCUGUUUCAUGUGACUCCAGCAGUCUCCUGUCUGAAGAUCAGCUGUUAUGUUCAAUCUGUCUGGAUGUUUUUGCUUAUCCAGUCACCACUCCAUGUGGACACAACUUCUGUAAGAGCUGCCUUACACAGUACUGGGACAAGAGUCAACACUGUCUCUGUCCAUUAUGUAAAGAGGAAUUCACCAAGAGACCUGAACUGAAGAUUAAUACAACACUGAGAGAGGUUGCAGAUCACUUCAAGAAGAAAAGUGGUUCUGACAAACUUGAGGUUCUUUGUGAUGCCUGCAGUGGAGAUAAGCUGAAGGCCCUGAAAUCCUGUCUGGAUUGUGGACUGACUUUCUGUAAAACACAUUUAGAGCCUCAUAAUCAUGUUUCCAAACUUAAGAAACACAAGCUUAUAACCCCUGUGGAGAACUUGGAGGACUACAUAUGCCAGAAACAUGACAGAGCUCUGGAGCUGUUCUGUAGAGAUGAUCAGACGUGUGUGUGUCAGUUCUGCACUGAAGGAGACCACAAGAAUCACAACACUGUUCCUAUAGAGGAGGAGAGCAGAGAGAGGAAGAUUCAGAUGGUGAAAACCAAAACAGAUGUGCAGCAGAUGAUUCAGGACCGACUGAAGAAGAUAAAAGAGAUCAAACACUCAGCAGAGCAAAGCAAAAGAAGCACAGAGAAAGAGAAAGCAGACAGUGUUGAAGUCUUCACUGCUCUGAUUCGCUCCAUUGAGAGAAGUCAGGCUGAGCUGCUGGAGGUGAUGGAGGAGAAGCAGAAAGCAGCAGAGACGCAGGCUGAAGGACUCAUUAAAGAGCUGGAGCAGGAAAUCAGUGUGUUAAAGAGGAGAGACACUGAGCUGGAGCAACUCUCACAAACUGAGGAGCAUCUCCACCUCCUACAGAUUUACUCCUCCAUGUGCAGCCCUCCACACACCAAGAACUGGACUGAGAUCAGUAUUAACACUGAUGUGAGUGGGGACACUGUGAGGACAGCUCUGUCUCAGCUUCAGCAGACUCUGAAUGAGAAACUCACUAAAUCACUCAAUGACAAGUUAAAGGAAAGAGUUUCCACAGAACUGAAGAGGAUUCAGCAGUAUGCAGUGGAUGUGACUCUGGAUCCUGAUACAGCAAAUCCAUAUCUCAUCCUGUCUGCUGAUGGAAAACAAGUGAGGCUUGGGGACAAACCACAGAAACUUCGUGAUUCACCACAGAGGUUUAAUAAGUGUCCCUGUGUUCUGGGAAAGCAGAGUUUCUCCUCAGGGAGAAUUUAUUAUGAGGUGCAGGUCAGAGGGAAGACUGACUGGGAUUUUGGGGUGGCCACAGAGAACAUUAACAGGAAGGGGAAAAUUACUCCGAGUCCUCUGUAUGGAUUGUGGGCUGUGGCCCUGAGGAAUGAGAUUCAGUAUAAGGCUUAUGCUGGUCCUGCUGUCCCGCUCAGACUGAAAAAGAAACUGGAGGUGGUGGGAGUGUUUGUGGAUUAUGAGGAGGGCCUGGUCUCCUUUUAUGAUGUGAAGUCCAGAUCUCAUAUCUACUCUUUCACUGGUCAGUCUUUCACUGAGAAACUCCAUCCAUACUUCAGUCCCGAAUUAAAUAAAGGAGGUAAAAAUUUAGCACCACUGAUAAUCUCUCCUGUAAUAAAGACAAGAUGCGUUUUCACCUCACAAAUGUAAUAACCUAUUAAGUGAUUAGAAUAAAAAUGACUUGUUUAAUUUUUCUUGUAAAUUUUAGAAAUCCAGGAUUUCUUUAAAAGGGCUGUACAGUUUAUCUUUAUACUUGUUUCAAAAUGUAAUCACCCUGUCUGUUUUUACACAUUAUGAUUGUGGAACUUACAUUUCGUUACAAAUCAA
Tachysurus vachellii is the source of this 2434-nucleotide messenger RNA. RefSeq names its product E3 ubiquitin-protein ligase TRIM39-like. Bases 536 to 2257 code for a protein of 573 amino acids. The transcript has 9 exons. NCBI's taxonomy places the organism in Eukaryota, Metazoa, Chordata, Actinopteri, Siluriformes, Bagridae. Gene Ontology annotation, biological process: protein ubiquitination. Gene Ontology annotation, molecular function: zinc ion binding; protein binding; ubiquitin-protein transferase activity. The record is from RefSeq and is a predicted model, not a curated record.